Messenger RNA from Hyalella azteca, 1587 nucleotides. RefSeq names its product cone-rod homeobox protein-like. Gene Ontology annotation, molecular function: DNA-binding transcription factor activity, RNA polymerase II-specific; RNA polymerase II transcription regulatory region sequence-specific DNA binding. NCBI's taxonomy places the organism in Eukaryota, Metazoa, Arthropoda, Malacostraca, Amphipoda, Hyalellidae. The transcript is spliced from 6 exons. Gene Ontology annotation, biological process: regulation of transcription by RNA polymerase II. The record is from RefSeq and is a predicted model, not a curated record. The coding region runs from base 70 to 1506 and encodes 478 amino acids.
GCGCAUCUCUUACUGAGCUCCGAGGGUAUCGUGCGACGCUGACAUCGAGCUGACACUCAGGGUUGAGACAUGGCGGGCGGGUACCUUGGAACAUCGGCUGCAGGUCUGCCUCAUAUCUCCACGGAGAUACUCAUGGAUGAGUAUAUGUUUGGUCGUCGCCGGCAGCGUCGUAACCGCACCACGUUCACGGCGCAGCAGCUGAGCGAGCUGGAGACGCUGUUCCAGCGCACGCAUUAUCCUGACGUCUUCCUGAGGGAGGAGGUCGCCUGCAGGAUCAGUUUGUCUGAGGCCAGGGUCCAGGUAUGGUUCCAGAACAGACGAGCUAAAUGGCGUAAGCAAACCCGAAUGCAGUUCAUGCAGGAUGCCUGGAGACUGCGCUACCUGGGCAUAUCACCUCCAUCUUGGCUGACUCGUUCGUCAUCCACCUCCUCAAACGCCUGCACUACCACCCCUCCUUCACCCUCUUCCCCAUCAUCAGGGCCGUCGUCCCCUUUACCAGGACACAUAAAUGACGCACGUGGAGAUGAAGAUCUUAAUCAUACCAAUAAAUCUACCGAGAACAGUGCCAGGACUUCCCCGCCCUCACCCCCGCCAGUAACACCUCUCAGUGAGCCCUCAGUUCCGUCGCAGGAUGUACCGGCGGUCCAGCAGCUCAGCAGUCCCACUCCCGGGUCACAGCUGUCGCAUAGCGACCGUCUGGCUAUGGCCAACAGCUUGAACGCCGCUGCAGUCGCUGCCACACUUCGCUGGACUCAGCAAUACCCCACAAGUCCCCACAGUACCCAUCCCUCUCCUUCCCUGCUACCUUCCCCAACCCAAAGUAAAUCCUCGCAAUUCUCUCCCACAACGUCCUUUCUCCAAUCGUCUGCUCAAACCCCUUCAGCUCCUAUUUAUUCACCCAGCCUCUCGUUCCCCACCACUCCCUCGAGUCUAUCAUCAGCCUCUCCUCUUCUUACCCACCACUCUUCCUUGCUGCAUCCCCACACCAACUUCCCCCACGUGGGGUGUCUGGGGCCGGGGAUCUGCCCGUGUCUGCACCCUGGCCAUCUUGCGGACCCCCGUUUGCUGCCGCCAGCGAUGACAGGCGCUAUGCCGACUGGAGGAAGUCAACUGCUGACCACGCCUCACCGGCCGUAUCUGAGCCACGUGUUUCAGGAGCUUCAAAAUGUGUCUUCUGUAGCGCUUCCAAUAAUUCCACCCGCUUCAGAAGCUGCCUUGUCGUCAGCCAAAACGUCAGUUUCACCUGAACCUAAAGCUCUGCAAAAUUUUAAUGCUCGAAAAGAGUCGAGUAGGGACUCAAAGUCGAGCCACGAUGAAUCAUCAGCUGAAAAAGUGGCCAUCGGAAGCGACAAGGAAACAAAAAAAUUUCGACAGUUGGACUAUAAGUUUUCGAGUGUGCAGAAAGAAGAAGAAGACGCUGAUGAUCCUCAAAUUAAUGUAGAGAACGAGACUAAAGAUGAUUUGACUCCUGCCGACCUCUCCAUCAAAUCAUCUGAAAAAGAAUAAGUUUUCUAUUAUUAAAUUGCUUUGCAUUUCCUAUGCAUUGCAAAGUUAAUCAAGAAAAUUUGACACGGACUAGUUUUGUUG